UGCGGCACGCGUAUUCCCCACUUUCGUUGCGAUCGCCGAAUUCCUUGCCCACUUUCGUUGCGAUCGCCGAAUCCUUUAUUGGGCUUUUUUCGUGGAAAUAGGAAGUGCAAAUAAUAAUAAAUGAAAAAAGCUAUUAGGCAAGACUGACAACGCCCCAAUGAAAUGAGGGACUUGCUAUUCCAAGCAACGGUCAAAAAUGUUAUAGAUAUUUGAGAUACACAAAAAACAAGUGCAACGCAAAGACGAAUCUGAAAAAAAGGAUACUACGAGUUAUAAACUGUGUUUUUAGAAUUUGAGAAAAAAUAUGAAUCUUAAACACUUCUUGAAUCAUGCACCCUCAUACAUACAUGUGUGUACCACUGUUGGAAAAAAAUAAAAAAAAUACAACUUUACCCCAUUUAACAAAACAAAUAAUGCAAUUUCUGCUUGUAAUGUAAAAGUUCAUGCAUACAGCAGUUGAGUUAAGUGCAGCACUUUAAAGUUUAACAAAAAACGUUAGAAAAUCUCAUGAAUUAUUGUUUUUUGUGGAAACAUUGUACAAAGUUCUAACAAAUAUAUUAGUAAAAAUAUUGAUAGACGCCCAAUUCAGAUGAACGAAGAGUACUAAAUAACCGCUCCAAGUAAAAUAAGAUCAAAAUGAUGGAAGUAAAACAAAAUACGGCGGUCGAUUUGAAUGACCUCUUGGCUCCGGUUAAAAACACAGAAGCAACUGAUGAGGUUGAUGACGUUAUUAUGACAGACUUAACAGAGAGAGCAGCACACGAAUUAAAUUGUGAUAUGAUAAAGACAAGUGAAAAGUCCAACAAUGGCUUGGUCACAAAUGGCGAGGAAACUAUUUCCUCCUUAAUUGAUUUGGAUUCAACUAAUGUUGCACUUGCCACUCCUGUCCCUGCUGAGCUUGAGGAUGCUUUAUUGGCCGAAGAGGAUGUCUUGCCAAAGUUGACUGAUGCUAAAGUGAACAGUGCCACAUCGUCGUCUGCCGCAGUAGAUGACAUUUUGGCAGAUAAAGUGGAGACAUCAAAUUCCACAACCAGUUCAAAUAAUGUGCGCGAUCCUGGGGACGACUUAGAUACGCUUCUAUCAAAAAUCAAUGAUAUUGUGGAUGAUUGUAUGGACAGUGAAAUGGCUCCUGUAGAUAACAUUCCGAAGACAGAGGACGAAAAUACGGAUUUAGCUCCAGAUUCAACUAAUGCAAACCAAGAGCCUGUAGAUGAGAGCGUAAUUACGUUAGACGAUACAGUAGCAGAGGAUAGCUGCAUAGAAAAUGAUGACAUAUCGAACCAGGAUGAAAAAGGCACAGUUAGUGAAGCAGCGGAAUCUCUUGCAGAUGAUAAUAACGAUGUCAUAAGGGAUGUGGAAAUUAAUUCAAGCGAGCAAACAGAUGUGGAAAGUCAUCGGCUGGAUAAGAUGUCUGAAAAUGAUUUGGAUGAUGGAAAUGUUAUUGAUCAGCCUACGGCAAUAGAAGCAAACAGUGACAAUGAGGCUAGAGAGUCAAAAACGGAAAAAAGUGUAGAUGAAGAAUCUACUCUUGCGAAAGUAUCCAGUGAUAAUAUUUCUAAAGAGAAUAUUCCAAAAGAGUUUGAUUCUGAAGAUAAUUCUUGUUUAGAUGAUAUAUCUAAAGAGCCGACUCCUAAAGAUAUUCCCCUAGAGGAAGGCUCCAUGGAGGAAUCCGCAAAAGAACAAUGUACAAUGGACUCGAACGCUGCUGGAGCAAAUUCUGAGAAUAUGAAUUUGGAUGAAUCAGAAGCUGUAGUUGAAGAUGAAAGAGAAAACAUCGAUGAUGAAAAGAGUCAGGAACAAGAUAUCGAUGAAAUAAAAGAGGAUGAUGCGGAAAUUGACCAAUUAAAUGAGGAUGAACUGCUGAAAGAUGAUGAUAAAAUGGAUGAUAUUGACUUACAUGUGGAUGAUAAAAUCAAUGAUGAUCAGCUGUUGGAAGACGUUGCAACUACCAAUGCGAAAUCUGAUAUUGAAAAAGGGAGCAAAGUACCAGGUUUAAAAGAGGGUAUUAGAUUGGAAGAGGUUGCCCAAGAAAAUAUAUUAAAAGACGACGUUGGGGAGCUUGAAGGAAAAGUUCCGCAGUCGAAAGACGAUAAACCAGAAAUUGAAGUCUCUGAGCUAAAUAUAAAUGAAGGAGAGAAAGAAACUAAAGACCAAGAUGAGGUAACAGAAGAGGAUAAUCAGAAACAAGACAAGGAAGAAACAACCACUCCUAUAAUUGAAUCCAGUAAUUCUGCAUCUAUUCCUCAGUUUGAGACUGAAGAGAAAGUCGAGGUGCAAAAACAGGAGAAAAAGAUUGAAAAUGAGGAUUCCGAUGAUGACAUCGUGUUCUAUGUGGACAAGCCACCGGAAGCUGAAAAGGAAAAACCCUCAGAGACAUCUGAAACAAAUGAAAAGCAAGCAGUUGAGGUGGAAAAUAGGAAAACAAAAUCUGCUGAUGAUGAUGAUAUUGUUAUUCUCGAUGACGACGAUGAAGUACAAACGGACAAAAAACCAACAUCUGACACGAGCCAAAAGGAGGUGACAUUAUCCCCAGCAAAAACUUCCAAUGACAACCAAACUGACAAGGAAGUUGAAUCCGAAGCAGAGAAAAAGGAUGCGGAAAAUGAUCGGAAACAUUCCACCAUAGACAUGGAUAAUUCGGAUAAUGCUCGAGAUGAUUUUGUGGUUAGUGACAAACCGUCCACGGCCGUCGACAAAAAGGUUGAAGAGACCGAAGACAAUAACAGUAACUGCAGCAGUAGUAGUAAUCUCUUGCUGGAAGCUAAGCAAACCGAGAAUAUCAACGAUGAGCCUACCCAAGAAGACAACGAUAAUGACAAUGAUGAGGAUGAUGAUGACGGGGAUGUAGAAUUAAUUGAAACUGAAUCCAAAGAAGCCGAACUAGCUUCAGAAAAGGGUGAUGAAUCCUCAGAUAUUAUCCAGCCUGCCAAGCGUCCUAGGUUGAGUGAAGAUAGCGAAAUGUCUUCAAAAACCGAUGAGGCAAGCAAGAGCAGAAGAACGUCGGAAAGCUUGGAAAAGAAAACAGAUGUCACCGAUUCAACAACAGCUGAUAGCACGACACCCAACUCCCUGAAGCGUACACACGAUGUAAUUGAAUUGGAGCUCGAUGAUGAGAAAUCAAAUGACUCAAGCAUUGAGAGUGCCAACAAAAAGGCCAGGACGGAAGAAGGAAGUGCAACAAAAGAGGACUCGGAAAAUAAAAAACCAAAGGAGGAGAUGGAUUCAAAAAUUGAAGCGAAAAAAGAUAUUGUCAAAAUUGUCCCUUCCGAUAUACCAAUACCGUUGUAUCCACCACCAAAGUUGAAGAAUCUAAGCUCCCACGAGUCCAUUGGGUUGGGCUUCUUGAAAAAGUUCCGCAAAUCCUUCGAUAAAAUGACCAAACAAGAUUUGGAAGAACUCGUGCUACAAAAAGUCGUUGAAGCCAUCAUCCACCGAAGUGAAUUUGCAGAAAUGCGCGAAUUAAUUGAGAAACAAGAGAAAAUAAUAACAACACAUCGAACAAGAAUAUCCGAAUUGUCAAAGCAGUUCCGUGACCUUGAAAUGGUUCACAAUCGUGUGGUAAAGGACAUUGAGCAGCGCAAUUCUCAGUUCAUAAUGCCAGUCAAAAUCACUCGGGCUGUGGGUCUUCAAGUCUACAUACCCAACAAGAAAACAGUAAUGGAAUCUCCAGUUAGCGCUAGUAGUGGUCCACCUGCCAGUAUGCCCACUGUUUCUCCUCAACGACCCACAACUUCAUCACAAAAUAAUUUGACAUCACCCCAGAGACAAUAUCAUUCGUCAACCCAAGCCACAGAAGUACGUAAUACUCAAUCCAAUACUGUUAACACAUCGGCAAUAAAUUCUGCUUCAUUACAACGGCGUGGUUGCGCCCAGAAAGUAACACCAAUUCGACCAGUACCCAGCACCAAUUCGUCAACAGCAAGUGCAACUUCCAGCAGUUCUGCUGCCAGUACUCAAGUAUAUCGCAAUAGUCCCAAUCAAAAUCAGCAAAUAUCAUCACAACCCAGAAUUUUAAAUAAAAAUGCUUCAAAUGCACCCAUGGGUGCAACAUCAGUUAGCGCCAAUGCUUCCACCAUGCAGAGGCAAAGAUAUAUGCAAUCCACUCCAGACUCGGCACAGCGUCUGCAGCAUACGCAACAAAACAACGUUCGACCUGUCAACAACACUAUGUCCAACCAACGAGUUGCACCACAACAAAAAUUACCUACAGCACCCACUGCACCGCAACGACGUCCAGAUGCCACAACCCCGACUGGUUCAGGAGGUAGUACAGCAGCUUUGGAUAAUUACAUGAGUACACUAAGCCAACUGACUGGGGGUAAUACUGCGGUUAGUAUUACACCAGCCAAACCCAAAGAGAAGGCUGUUAUUGAUCUAACUGAUGAAGAUGAGACACCCUCUGCGCCGCAACAAACCAAUAAUGCGCCCGCGGUUCAAGCUCAACGCCGGAGUUUGCCGGUACAAAGCAGCAACAUGAAUUCUACUCAACAGCAGUAUGGCAGAACUGCGCCACCAUUGACUCGCAUACCGCCCAAUAGCCAAAUGGCCAACACUAAUAAAAGCCGUCAAAUGGCAAUGCAAGGCCAAAAGAACAGUCCGUACUCAUCAACAAUCAAUACACCUCCCGGUACAAGUAUUACCCGCAUAAAUGUUGGCGCCAACGCUCAAGGACCGCAGCGUGUAAAAUACAGCCAUCCGGCACCUUUGCCCGCCACACCACCCCAGGCUUUCAAUCCAUCGUGGAAGUUGCCACCUCCGCGUCCCACUAUACGCAUUAGCAACUUGGACAAUGGCAUUGUUAUUUCGUGGACCAUGGAGGAAGCCAUGGACCGUCACGCCGAAUGUGUCAGCUACCAGAUUUACGCCUAUCAAGAAACCUCAGGCCCGCCCUUGGUUGAUUCGUGGCGUCAUGUGGGUGACGUUAAGGCCAUGCUUUUGCCUAUGGCUGUAACGCUAACACAGUUUCAAGAGGGACAGCGUUACUUUUUCGCUGUAAGGGCAGUUGACUGUCAUCAACGUUAUGGGCCUUUCAGCUUGCCGAAGACAUGGAGUUAAACUGCCUAGCCGUGCUGAACUGUCCCUCUUCCCCCUCCAUGAGACACAGAGGAACAACACAUUAUUGAAGUUUCAUCUUGUUUUGUGUAAUUUUUUCUUGAUACUGUAAUUAGCUAUUUAUUUCCUCGUCUGCUUAAGUUGUAUGUUAAUAACUAAGGGUUUUGCGUUAAGUGAGGAUGUACAGUUGUCCCGAUUAGAUCGCACACACACACACGCGCACUCAUUCGGCAAGCAAGUUUUAUAUAAAUGAGCGGGAGGAGCUCUGUAAUUUAUUUUCCACAUUUCUUGAUUCUAUUUAUUACAAACUUCCUAAAAUCAAAUCUAAAAUACUAAACCAUUUUUACCAAGACUACCACCCUUCCUUUGCACUUUUAGUAUUCUUCCCAUUAGUUCCCAUUAAAUUUUAUUAUAUAAACCUUUCCGUAAAGGCCUGAAUUCAGUGUGUAAAAGUUUUAGUUUUAACUAUUAUUUUUUAAUUUUAGUUUAGUGUUUAAAUAGAGAAAUAAGUUUUUUUUAACCAACAAUGCAAAUGGUACGAAACAUUGUACUGUUGAAAAGAGCAAGCUUCUGACAUAUAGACAUAUAGCUUCAUUCGGCUAUAAUUUAAAUGGUAUAUUAUAUAAUUAAUAUAAAUAUUUGCACUAAAAUAUAAACAUGAAAUCAAUCUACUAUAUAUAGAGAGAGAUAGCAUUAAAAUAAAUUCCUAAUACCUAAUGGA
Molecule: messenger RNA, 5773 nt
Organism: Stomoxys calcitrans (stable fly)
Lineage: Eukaryota; Metazoa; Arthropoda; Insecta; Diptera; Muscidae
Gene: wde
Product: myb-like protein X
Exons: 5
Coding region: 637-5055 (1472 amino acids)
Biological process (GO): regulation of DNA-templated transcription
Cellular component (GO): nucleus; transcription regulator complex
Molecular function (GO): transcription coregulator activity; protein binding
Source: RefSeq, a predicted model, not a curated record